AUGUCGAACAUUGGAGGAUCCGGGGGACCGAACGUCGACCACUCCCUCGAUGGGCAGUCACAGGUCACCUUCAUCGUCUCCAUCCUGAGCCUGGCGACCGUCAUCUCCACGGCGGUCGUCGUCCUGCGCAUCUUCACCCGCGCCCGCAUCCUGCGGACAUUCGGGCCCGACGAUGCGGUGAUGGGGGUAGCGCAGAUACUCACUAUAGGAGCAGCUGUAGCGAUUGGACUCGAAACAAAAUGGGGACUGGGUCGUCAUGUCUGGAUCAUGCUCCCAGAAAACUUCACCCCGUACAUGAAGGCGUUCUACGCCUCCGUUGUCGUGUACAACGUCGCGACGUGCGUCGUCAAGAUGUCCAUCCUGCUGCAGUACCGCCGCAUCUUCACCGGGCCCGUCAUGCAGAAGCUCACCAUGGCUGGGCUCGCCUUCGAGGGCGCCUGGGCGCUCACCCUCUCGAUCCUGCUGCCUCUGGUCUGCAAUCCCGUCUCGAAUUUCUGGGACCCAAGUGUGCCCGGGAAAUGCCUGAACCAGCUCGCCAUCUGGUAUGUCAUGGCGUCGAUCAACUUGGUCUCGGAUUUCGUCAUCUUCAGCAUGCCGCUGCCGGUCAUCAAGAACCUGCAGCUGCCCAAGAAGCAGAAGAUCAUGUUGAUGGGCGUGUUUUGCCUCGGUUUCCUUACAUGUAUUAUUUCCAUCUAUCGGAUGAAGACCCUCAAGGUCGCAGGAGAAUCGACCGAUCCAAGCUGGGACAACACCGACGCCGCCGUCUGGUCAUUCAUCGAGCUAUCCAUUGGUGUACUUGCAGCCUGCCUGCCGACUCUUCGACCGCUGUUUGCGCUUAUUCUGCCUCGCUUCUUCAAGUCGACAGUAUCAGGACGGACGGGACAGUACAACGGGCUCUCUGGAAAGAGCAUGGGGAAGAUGUACAACAGGUCCAGGACCGGCAACACGGCUGUCAAGAGCGUCUACCCGGCCGAUGGCGACAGCGACACUGAUGCGCUGAGGGGGAAUGGGAGCAGAGGCUCCGGGGGCGGUCUCGAGUUGCCGAUCAUGUACAACGUGACGGUGACUGGAGGGAAAAAAGGAAGUCGGCAAUCGGAAAUGCCAGCUGCGCGCAGUGACUCGUUGGCUGGGAUCCAAACGACCACUGUUGUUACUCAGAGGGUGGAUUCUCUCUAA
Messenger RNA from Diaporthe citri, 1176 nucleotides. RefSeq lists its product as uncharacterized. The record is from RefSeq and is a predicted model, not a curated record. Lineage: Eukaryota; Fungi; Ascomycota; Sordariomycetes; Diaporthales; Diaporthaceae. Bases 1 to 1176 code for a protein of 391 amino acids. The transcript has 3 exons.